Physcomitrium patens is the source of this 1730-nucleotide messenger RNA. Its product is annotated as phosphoribulokinase, chloroplastic. NCBI's taxonomy places the organism in Eukaryota, Viridiplantae, Streptophyta, Bryopsida, Funariales, Funariaceae. The record is from RefSeq and is a predicted model, not a curated record. Gene Ontology annotation, biological process: carbohydrate metabolic process. Gene Ontology annotation, molecular function: phosphoribulokinase activity; ATP binding.
AAUGGAUGUCCCAGAUUAGGCGAUGCUUUCUUUUGCUCGCGCCCCACGGAUAAGGCCCUCCUCGUCCUCGAUCAUCAGUCCUGUGGAGCUGGACCAGACUUCUGUGAGGUCGCCAUUUCUGAAUUACAGAAUCCACCAGCAAGUUCCUCAAUUGGACCUUGGGACUGUGAGUGUUUGUUGUUUGGGGCGUGACAAUUUUUGUACCAGCAAUGGCAGCCAUGGCGUGCACCUCUGCUGCUUCCACGGCCUUGUCCACGCCCCGGUUGGCAGCUGUGAAGCCUGCAAGGUCCGCGAGGCCGGUGCAUUUGACAUCUGCGUUCCAUGGCCAGAGCGUCGCAAGUGUGUCCCAGGUUGCGGGGUUUGAGAGCUCUGGUGUCAAGUACAGGAGUGCUGGUAGGAGGGCCGUCGUGGUGUGCAAGGCUGCCGAUGGCCAGACUGUCGUUAUUGGUUUGGCUGCCGAUUCCGGGUGUGGGAAGUCCACUUUCAUGCGCAGGUUGACGUCGGUGUUCGGCGGUGCUGCAUCUCCUCCCAAGGGUGGCAACCCCGACUCCAACACCUUAAUCAGUGACACCACCACUGUGAUCUGUUUGGACGACUACCACUCAUUGGACAGGUAUGGUCGCAAGGAGAAGGCCGUUACCGCGUUGGACCCUAAGGCCAACAACUUCGAUCUCAUGUACGAGCAGGUUAAGGCUUUGAAGGAGGGGAAGUCUGUCGAGAAGCCAAUCUACAACCACGUCACCGGCCUCCUGGAUGCCCCCGAGACAAUCCACCCCCCGAAGAUUCUCGUUAUUGAGGGUCUGCACCCAAUGUUCGAUGAGCGUGUGAGGGAGUUGCUGGACUUCAGUAUCUACCUGGACAUCAGUGAUGACGUCAAGUUCGCCUGGAAGAUCCAGCGUGACAUGGCUGAAAGAGGCCACAGCUUGGAGAGUAUCAAGGCUAGUAUCGCCGCCCGCAAACCUGACUUCGAUGCAUAUAUUGACCCCCAGAAGCAGUACGCCGACGUUGUUAUCCAGGUGCUUCCUACUCAGCUCAUCCCCGAUGACAACGAAGGGAAGGUCUUGAGGGUACGUAUGGUGAUGAAGGAAGGCGUGCCCUUCUUCGAGCCGGUCUACCUCUUCGACGAGGGCUCCACCAUUUCUUGGAUCCCUUGCGGCCGCAAGCUCACUUGCUCUUACCCCGGAAUCAAAUUUUUCUACGGCCCAGACACCUACUAUGGCAACGAGGUGUCCGUGCUGGAGAUGGACGGUCAGUUUGACAAGCUGGACGAACUCAUCUAUGUCGAGUCUCACCUGAGCAACAUCUCUACCAAGUUCUACGGAGAGAUAACUCAACAGAUGCUGAAGCACGCAGAUUUCCCUGGUAGCAACAAUGGCACUGGAUUGUUCCAAACCAUCUGCGGGCUGAAGAUCAGGAGCGUGUACGAGAGAAUCCUCGCCAACCAGAAGAACGCGGCCACAUUGCAGUCGGCAAAGGCGUAGACGGAACCAUUGUAUUAUGAAUUAGCGUCGUUGUAGAUUUUUGUGAAUGUGAAGACUCGAUGAUUCUCCUGUGGAUGAAUUCUCACGAUCCUGGUUUGUCCAGUGAGGUUGGUAAGUUUUGUAGAAGUUUUAUUCGAUGACUUGUCCCCAGGACAGAGAGUCUGUUGUCCUCUUCCUGUGCAGGUACACACUAAAGCAACCUUUCUCGCGUGCUGCCUCUUCCCUGAAACACGCGUUUGCAAUUGUGAA